Messenger RNA from Dentiscutata erythropus, 216 nucleotides. The record is from the annotation of a GenBank genome assembly. NCBI's taxonomy places the organism in Eukaryota, Fungi, Glomeromycota, Glomeromycetes, Diversisporales, Gigasporaceae.
AUGGCACCUGCUUUGGGUGUCAAAAAUGGUUGUACUGCGCAGUUAAUUUGCAUGAUGAUUCUUGCAGUUAAUAAAUUUGAAAGAACCUUUCAGCUUUCUCUUUGUGGAUAUUGCAAUAAUAUUUUAAAUCGAUUAAAAUCUAAAGAUAAAAAAAAAGCAAUAAAAACAACAACUAAACCAGAUGAACUAGAUGAUGAAUUUGGUGGCAUGAGUUGA